AUGGGAACAAGGAUGGAGGUGGCACAGCUUGAGAGCAGGAUGAACACUGAGGACUAUAGAAAGCUACAGGGCCUUUUCCUGGACCCCUUGGGCGCACCUCGCUCCUUGUCCAGAACUGAAUUCAUCCAUUUGGCUUGGUCGUCAGUUGGUCGCGGCUCCAAGGAGGAAUAUGGCCUCCUGUUCGACAGCGUGGUUGUCACUCAGGAGCACCGCGGCCUCCUUCUGGACGUUGACGCCAUCAAGGAAGAAGGGCGUGUCGACUGGGGAGGCCUGUGCUCUUUUCUGCUGCUGGAGCUUUCUGACAAAGUGAACACCAGAAGCAGCAGUGUGCCUUGCUGGAAGCUGCCGCGCACUUUGACCUGUCCGCAUCGAGACCCAGUUCAAAAGGUGCUGCACCUGCAGGGUUCAGGUCAGUAUCUGACCGUGAGUAAAGGAGGGACCGUGGGGCUGAGGGACGGAGAGGACAUGUCCCUCCUGCACACGCACCGACUGCAAAACAGCACAGUCACACCCAAAGACCUCUGGGUCACCGACAUGGUGCUGCUGCACAAUGUUCACAAGAUAGCUGUGUCUUUCACAAGUAAAGAGGUGUGUUUUUAUGACAUCCUGUCUAAACAAGCCCCCAGCUGCAAGUAUAAACUCCAGGGUCUGAGGUUUACUCCCUGGUGCCUGGACUACUGGGUGGAUCCCUCUCACCCAGACCAGGCCAUCCUUACCAUAGGAGACAUUGGAGGACAGGUCACCGCCUUACAUUUUACCUCAGCUCAUAUCUCUCUGUUUGAGAGCCUCAGUCUGAGGACAGACUCGGAUUCGGCAGACAUCAUCCUAUGGGACGAGGUGAUCAAAGGAAAGCAUCGCUCCUGUUACACUGUGACACACCGAGCACACGCGCCCGCCUGGGUUAGAAAAGUACAUUACCUGGGCUCACUGGAGGCCUUUGUGUCGUGCAGCACCAGACCGCAGAGCAGCAUGGUGGUCGGCUGGAGGGAAAAAGAAAGCAGGAGUCUACGAGUCACUUCUUUCUUUACAACGAGGGGUGUGUGGGACAUGGACCACCACCGUGGACUCAAUCUGAUAGCCACAGCAGGUGUGGAUCAUCAGGUCUUGCUGUGGAACCCUUGUGUGACCUUGGAGCCAGUUUGCGUGCUCAGCGGGCACACAAGCCCCGUCACUGCAGUUCGCUUCAUGCAGACCAAGCAACAACUGCUCAGCUACUCCAAAGAUAAGGUCCUGUGUCUAUGGGAUGUAUCCAGUCAGCUGUGUGUUCACCGUCUGGCUGAUGUCUUCCCAAAGACUCAGGAGGACACACACACCCUCCUCUUCUUCCAUGAGGAGCGUCAACUCCUCCUGCUUUCCUUCAACAGUCUGCUUCUCCUGCUGGAGACCGUGAAGGAGGAGAAGAGGAGCAGCAGCCAUGAACACCCUGUUACCUGUGUGCUGUAUAAUAGUCUGUUCAGACAGGUAGUCAGCGGUGACUCUGCCUCCUCUGUGAUCUGCUGGCUUGCUGACACUGGCCAAAAGGUCAAGCAGUUCCACCGUUGUCAUGGCAACGCCAAGAUCUCCACCAUGGCCCUGGAUGGUACGCAGACCCGGCUGUUUACUGCAGGCACUGACGGAGAGGUUAAAGUUUGGGACUUCAAUGGCCGCUGCCUCCACAGAAUGAAUGCCGGCCUGGGUCAGGCUGUGGAGAUAUCCCAGGUCCUGCUGCUGAAGAGGAGUAUUCUGGUGAUGGGAUGGGAAAGGAUGUUAACAGUGUUCCGUCUGCACUCCUUCUCGCAGUCUUUUGUUGAACCAUCAGAGUGGAAGGGAGGCGUUCAGCAUCGCAGCGAUGUGCUCUGUGCCGCGUUCCAGCCUCCACAGACUCUGGUCACAGGAAGCUACGAUGGAGAGAUUAUAGUGUGGAACAACAGCACAGAAAAAGCUCUGAGGAAACUGCGGCCACAUGCUGAGCACCAAGAAGGCAAGAAGCAGCUCGGUCUUUUCCCCAAUUCUCACAUCAUUGUGAACUGCAAAGCAGUCUCUGAUAACUCCAGUGCCAUCACUAGAUUGUUCUUUAUACCAGGACGCACACCUGCAGCUGCAACUACAGGUUGCGCAGACUUGGUGUCCUGUGGAGGUUCAGGUGUGGUCAGACUCUGGAACACCGUCCACAGCCAUCUGGUGGGACAGUUCACUGCUCACAUAGGAGACCUGGGGUCUAUCGUCAUGACUGUCAGCCCCUGUGGAAAAUAUUUAGUCACCGCUGACAGGGAGGGAACACUCAAGACUUGGGACAUACAGCAUUAUUGUCUUGAUCCAGAUGACAGGACAACCAAAGAACCUCCAAAACUCCUACGUAGUUUCCGCCCACACCUCGAUCGUGUGACUCACCUGGAGAUGUGUUUCCAAGGCGAUCGUCUCCUCCUUCUCUCGGCAUCAUCAGACUGCAGUGUGGCUCUUAGCUACCUGCCCGGAGAUACCGUUGGUCUGUUCGGACAGGAGGAGCAGUGGUGCUUGGAGAGACAUGGACCUCUGCACCCACAGCAGGGACCAGGGCAGGCCGGGAAGACCACAUAG
This is a messenger RNA of Chelmon rostratus (copperband butterflyfish), 2556 nucleotides long. Its product is annotated as WD repeat-containing protein 49-like. Lineage: Eukaryota; Metazoa; Chordata; Actinopteri; Chaetodontiformes; Chaetodontidae. Gene Ontology annotation, molecular function: protein binding. The transcript has 17 exons. The record is from RefSeq and is a predicted model, not a curated record. The coding region runs from base 1 to 2556 and encodes 851 amino acids.